AUGCUAGGCAUCUCUUCCGAUAUCAUCUGUCUUCGCUUGAGUAUUGAUCCCAAGACCAAGCCGGUGAGACAGAAGCGAAGAUCUUAUGACGCUGAACGAUACGAGGCAAUGAAGGCAGAAGUUGAAAAACUCAAAAACAUAGGCUUCGUCCGUGAGAUUGGGAAAAAUAUAGAAGUUUAUGUUGAUGAUAUGUUAGUCAAAAGUAAACAUGCUGACCAACACAUCGCCAACCUGUUUGAAACCUUCUGCAUCAAUAAAAAGUAUCGAAUGAGGUUGAACCCCAACAAAUGCGCCUUCGGCAUGGGCUCUGGAAAAUUCUUGGGCUUCAUGAUUAGCCAACGAGUUAUUGAAGCUAACCCCGAGAAAAUCAAAGCAAUCAUUGACAUGAAAAAACCAGUAACUUCAAAAGACAUCCAAAGCCUUACUGGCAAGGUGGCACCCUUGACCAGGUUCGUUUUUAAAGCCAUGGACAAAUGCGCUCCUUUUUUCAAAACACUCAAAGGAAGUAAGAAGUAUAUUACGUGGAUUGAUGAAUGUGCCGAAGCAUUUAAGAACCUUAAGGAGUACAUGAGUAAAGUCCCUCUACUUUCCAAACCUGAAGUUGGCGACACCCUAAUUGUCUAUCUGUCUGUCUCGGCUUCAACAGUUAGUUAUGUCCUCAUUCGUAAGGAUGGUAAUAUCGAACGACUUGUCUACUACGCUAGCAAUGCUCUACAAGAUGCGGAGACACAAUACUCCAACAUUGAGAAAUUAGCUCUAGCAUUAGUGAUAGCACUGGGAAAGUUUGACAUUUCCUACCACCCAAAGCCAGCUGAGAAGGGCCAAGUAGUUGUAGAUUUCAUCGCCAAAUUCACUUAUCCUAUUGACAUCUCUCCUACACCUGAAGCUGUGGCUUCAUUACCCCCAGAAGCUCGGAAGGUAGAACCAACACUCCCAGUAUGGACUCUAUAUGUUGAUGGCUCAUCCAACCAACAAGGUUAUGAAGCAGGACUAGUCCUGACUACCCCCGACAAAGUGACAAUGGAGUAUGUUUUUCACUUCAAAGUCAAGGCGUCAAACAAUGAGGCCGAGUAUGAGGCCUUUUUAGCAAGUUUACGUUUGGCCAAACACCUUGGAGUUAAACAAAUUGAUAUCUUCAGUGACUCCCAAUUGGUGGUUAACCAAUUCACGAACAACUUUGAUGCUAAAGAUAACUCCAUGGCAGUAUAUCUUGCGCAAACGCAGCUUUUGCUCAAGCACUUCAAUUACCAGAUCACCCAAGUCCCUUUAGUGGCAAACAGUCAUGCAUACGCUUUAGCUCGCCUUGCCUCAGUAGUAGAAGACAAGAUUAGGAGAAAAAUUCAUGUCGAAUUGUUGGCAGCACCAAGCACUAUGGCCGCAAAAGUGUGCAACAUACAACAGGGGGAUAGUUGGAUCACCCCGAUUUAUAAAUUCCUUGCUCAUGGCACCCUCCCAAAUGAUAAAGUCCAAGCUAAGCAGAUUCAAUACAAGUCCACCCGUUACCUGAUCAUUAAUGACUAA
Messenger RNA from Pyrus x bretschneideri (Chinese white pear), 1521 nucleotides. RefSeq lists its product as uncharacterized. The coding region runs from base 1 to 1521 and encodes 506 amino acids. Gene Ontology annotation, molecular function: RNA-DNA hybrid ribonuclease activity; nucleic acid binding. NCBI's taxonomy places the organism in Eukaryota, Viridiplantae, Streptophyta, Magnoliopsida, Rosales, Rosaceae. The transcript has 3 exons. The record is from RefSeq and is a predicted model, not a curated record.